Messenger RNA from Drosophila busckii, 2082 nucleotides. RefSeq names its product solute carrier organic anion transporter family member 74D (gene Oatp58Db). Gene Ontology annotation, cellular component: membrane. Gene Ontology annotation, biological process: transmembrane transport; sodium-independent organic anion transport. The transcript is spliced from 7 exons. Gene Ontology annotation, molecular function: protein binding. The record is from RefSeq and is a predicted model, not a curated record. Lineage: Eukaryota; Metazoa; Arthropoda; Insecta; Diptera; Drosophilidae. The coding region runs from base 1 to 1998 and encodes 665 amino acids.
AUGCUUAGCUUUAAUAUUAAAUAUUACAAGGUGCCUAUCAUUUACUUUAUACGCCUGCAUGUCAGUUGCAGUUGCAAAAUUUCCAAGGAGCCACAUGAGCAAACUAAGUUUUUAAAUGAAAAGCAAGCUGCAGUCGAGGAAGCUCAUGAAUGUGGCUUUUGGUUUCUCAGAGGGCCACAACUACAAAGAUUUGCCACUGAGAAUGUCUAUGUGGUGGUCUAUGGUAUUGCUGGCUGUCUUAUCACUAUGGCCUAUUCCUACUUUACUGGCACCAUAACCACGCUGGAGAAACGCUAUAAAAUACCCUCACAAGUAUCAGCAGUCAUAACUAUUGGGAAUGAUAUAAGCACAACGUUUACUUCCGCCUUUUUGGGUUAUUAUGCAGGCAGAGGACAUCGACCGCGCUGGAUUAGCUUGGGUCUAGUUAUUAUAGCUUGCUUUUGUUUGCUAAUGACAGUGCCACAUUUGCUAUAUGGAUCAGGCGCUACAGCUUUGCAGCUAACAAGUGAAUUUGCAACAAACUUAAAUGUCAGUGAGUCGGCAGAUCGUAGCCUUUGUAAUAAGCUAGAGGAGGACUGCUUUGAAACUACUUCCUGGACGCCCAUUGCUUUACUAUUUGCAGCGCAGUUUAUCUCAGGCGUAGGCUGCUCGCUGUUCUAUACACUGGGCGUGUCUUAUAUGGAUGAUAAUACAAACAAAGCAAAGACGCCCGCGCUGCUGAGUUGGUCCGCCUUUUUGCGCAUGCUGGGCCCUGCGCUGGGUUUCUCCUUUGCAUCGCUUUGUUUGCGGCUUUACAUUAGUCCGGAGCUCAGUCCGCUUAUACAGCGCGAUGAUCCACGCUGGCUGGGCGCCUGGUGGUUGGGUUGGAUUAUCUUAACAGUUAUACUGUUGCUCUCUGCACUUAGCAUGUGCAUGUUUCCCAAAGCGCUGCCCGGCACUAUUGUUCGCAGUCAGCCCUUAACUGAGCUUUCCUUGAAGCACAUGCUCCAAUGCAUUCGACGCUUGCUGCGCAACAAGGUCUAUGUCUUUAACAAUCUGGCUUCCAUCUUUUAUUUAUUUGGCUAUAUGCCUUAUUGGUACUUUACGCCCAAGUAUAUUGAAACGCAGUAUAAGCAAUCAGCUUCCAAGGCUGCCAUGGCCACAGGCACAUUCGGCUUGGGUUUCUCUGCAGCUGGUGUGCUGCUCUUUGGCAUGUUCAUCUCCAAGUAUAAGCCCAGCGCACGUGCAUUUGCUGCCUGGAAUGCGCUCGUUGAUCUGCUUACAGUAGCUGGACUCAUUGGCUAUGUAUUCAUUGGCUGUGAUGGCAGCGAUUCAGCCACAGCCAUGUCGCCCUAUAACGCCUGCAGCUCCACUUGCCAUUGCGAAUAUGUGCACUUUGCUCCUAUAUGUGCUGCCGAUAAUGUUACUUAUAUUUCAGCUUGUCACGCUGGCUGCAGCAGCAAGCAGCAGAAUGAGCUUGGCAUAAUGGAAUACAGCGACUGCAAGUGCAUCAGCAAUUCAACAGUUGUGAGCCAGCCACUAAUUGCUACGGCAGGUGCUUGUCCAGUGGAUUGCUCGCAGCAGUUUCUCAUUUUCCUCGCUGUCAUGUGUUUGCUUAAGUUCGUUGGUGCCUCAGCUAGAACUUCGAAUCUCUUGCUGGCCUUGCGUUGUGUUUCAGCUGAAGACAAGAGCAUUGCUUUAGGUUUUGCCAGCAUGAUUUUGGCUAUACUCACCUUUAUACCAAGUCCCAUAUUCUUUGGCUGGCUGUUUGAUUUUAACUGCGUGGUAUGGGGCAAGAUCUGUGGCAGUCGCGGACUGCUUGGCCAGGGUAAUUGUUGGCUUUAUGAUACCAAAUCCUUGCGUUAUACUAUGAAUAUUGUAGCAGCUGCUUGCAUAUUUUUGGGCAGCUUUUGGAACAUAGCUGUUUGGUAUUAUGCCAAGAAUCUUAAGAUAUUCGACGAGCAAGAGCACAAUGCUAAAGAACUUGAGCUGGAAGAGCCAAUUAAACUAGAGACAUAAAGUUUACUCUUUAACUAAUUUAAUUUAGCGCUUAUAAAGUGCAGGCUGUAUAUUUAUCAUAAGCAUAUAUGCAAUAAAGUUUAU